AUAAUAGCAGCCAAGGAUUUCGCGCGCGCUCAAAGAGUCAAAACUAAUGGAACACGAAGCCUCGGGGGGGAGCUGUGCUGCUACGGAGCUAUAUACCUGCAUCUCAGAGGGCGUAUACAGCCGGCGGCGUGACGCACAGAGAGAGAGAGAGAGAGAAAGAGCCGCAUUGUGCGCUUUAAGUGAGAUUCAGUGUUUGUCGCGCCGCGAAGAAAGCAAAACUCUUUUCUGCACGAGCGAGCGUUGAAUAUAGCUCAUUGUGCUUUACUGCCGGUUUAUUUGUCUGCAAGUCCGAUGACCGCGAGGCUGUUUUCCUUGCCGCCUUUUUUUUCUCGCGUUUGAUGAUGCUCGAGAGCGAUCGAUCGGAGCUGAUUGUGGUGCGCGGGUCGGUGAGUUGAUGAGCGUUGGGGAUGAUUGAUUUUUUUUUUCAACAGAGAAGAGGGCUUUCAGGGAGGAUUUUAAAGGAAUUGCCGUGUUUGUACAGAGGACUGCGAAGAGCGAGUGAAGCUUUGAGACGAGGAGAGGUCGGGAAUUCUGAGAGGAGCUUUAUCGAGCGCUUUUUCUUCUUUCCACGUAGAGUAGCUCGUCUUUGAUCUGCUUAAAGAGUUUUCGCGAAUGAGAGACAAAUAAAUCUCUAUUGAUUCAAGCAGCCUCGCGCUAAUUCGCGUUCGGCGAUUUGAAUUUCCCGCGACUGCCGUAUAGAGGGCGGCACUUCCCGACGUGCGGCGUUGCUGCUCCAAUCUCGCGAUGAUACGAAAUCGAGCCGCACUGCGUAUCGUAUCUUACAGCUAGUGCACCGGGAUUCCGUCGAUGAGGACUUCCUCGACUUGUAGUGACAAGGCUGGAAAAUCAAAAUGGAGACACCGACGAAACGCUAUAGGCCAAAGCGUGACAACGUGGAUGAUGUAGACGAUUCCGGAGGAAGAAGGUACGACAGGUCUCCUUCAUUUAAAAGAUGCAGAAGGUCCAGGUCUUGGUCAACCCCCAGAAGGAAAGGCAGCAGAGAAAGGGAGUAUCAGAGGGAAAGUACGCAGUCGUCUAAUAAUACAGCCAACUCUAACUAUUCACCACAAGUGUCGUACAAUACUGAUCAAAGGACUGUACCAUCCGAUACUAAUCAACGAGCGUACCCAAUGCAGUAUGGAGCCCAGGACUCUGAUUACUACAGUUAUAACUACAGCAAAACCUCUCACAACAAUGGCCAUCAACAGGCUGCUGAAUACGGAAACAAAGGCCAUGAUUUGGAGGUGGAUGAGGAGCUCAUGAGGGAAAUCAAGGAAAUCUUUAGCGACGUCGAUGAUGAUGAACAUGAGAAGCCACCAUUACCUGUACCAAAGGCAACCUCGAUGUCAGCUGCAACUUAUGAGCCAACCAGCCCUAGCACCUUUCAAGACCAAAGAAUGCCUCGAGCUAGUCCUCAUGAAGAUAGAAUCAGGAGAUCCAAAUCACCUCCAAAAGUUCCAGAAUCACUGCACCUCAAGAUACAGUCGCAAUUAACUAGAAUCAAGAACAUUAAGCUGUUGCAGAAGCGUAUCCAAAGCAGGAACGAGUCGCUUUACAUAGCAUUGAUCAAGAACUGGAAAUUGGAUGUCGAGGAAGUGUAUAAUUUAUUCAAAAUGGAGCAUGAAUUCUUGAAAGUAAAUUGGCCUGCCUCGCUGAUGGAUCACGAGUACUUCUCAAAUGGGACUUACAAAGAAAUGUUUACAGUUUACAGUUCGAUUAUGGUCACUCUUGCGGAUAUGGAAAAAGAAAUACUGAAGACCAUCGAACAAGAUGAACUGGAUAUUUCUCGGCGGAUGCUCUUGACAAAUCAUUUGAACCAACUCGAUGACAUCCCACCUCAAACUAGAAGUGAUCCGAGUUCACUGGAUAUCAUAGCCACUUCAUUCGGUAAACUCAGGAAGGAAAUUCAUUCUCUAGUCCCAAAGGAGUACGUAGGAGACUGUUUACUCAUGCAUCGGAUGACUCAGCUAUUGGAUAAGCCUACACGAGAGGCUUGGCAUGGCUGGCUUGGUAGUUGCAAAAAAUGUCCGACCUUUGAAGAAUUUAGCAACUUCUUGGCAAAACGUGUAAGAGAUCUGGAAGGAAUUGACUUGGUUUCAAGCACUACAAAGGACAUUGCGGACAGCACGCCACCUAAAAGAUCACGCGUAAGCGUUCUGGAAAGAAUCGGCUCAAGUACUAGACGAAGGGAAUCAAGGGCUUAUUCCCGCUCGCCGAUACGUUCAACUCAAUCCAGUAGACCAGGCUCGAGCACAAUAAAAAGUCGGUUAAAAAUUUACAAGGUCGGUCACUCUCCAAGGAUUUCUAAACACUCUUGCGCGUACUGUACGGAGCAGCAUUUUAUCGUCGCUUGUCCAUCUUUUCGAGAACUGUCUAGCGAAGAGCGACGGGAUUUCGUCAUUGACGAGAACUUGUGCUAUAACUGCUUGAGACGACAUGCAACUAAAAAGUGCAUGUUAACGAUCCGUUGUAAAAUAUGCAAAGGUAAUCAUCACACGUUGAUUCAUAUCUCCUUAUCUCGUCAACGCAGGAUACUUGUCAAUUCCGGCUCUGAAUCAUCAUUCGUUUCGAAGCAAACAACGACAAGACUUAACUGUUCCUAUUGAUCAUGUAUUUGGUCUGAGACUUUGUCUGACGGUCCGCUUGACAAAAUGGAACUCGGUGUUCUAUAUACAUUAUAUUUUUGGAGUAUAUAAACAAAGUCCGCAGGUGCAGAGCCUGCCAUCCCAUUGGAUAAUCGCGCGGCUGUUGCAUUGGGACUCGAGCGUGGCUCCCCCGACGGUAACAAUCUCAGUCAACACUUUUACGAAACUUGGACGAACACUGAGACUCUGCAAAAGCUGUAUUUGCGAACUUGUACUUUAUGUAAAUAGCGCGGAAUAGAAAUAAAUCAUUGUAUUAUCAAACAAUCAGCA
Molecule: messenger RNA, 2915 nt
Organism: Nasonia vitripennis (jewel wasp)
Lineage: Eukaryota; Metazoa; Arthropoda; Insecta; Hymenoptera; Pteromalidae
Exons: 2
Coding region: 852-2606 (584 amino acids)
Source: RefSeq, a predicted model, not a curated record